Messenger RNA from Paramuricea clavata, 5584 nucleotides. NCBI's taxonomy places the organism in Eukaryota, Metazoa, Cnidaria, Anthozoa, Malacalcyonacea, Plexauridae. The record is from the annotation of a GenBank genome assembly.
CAGACCAGUGAAAGCCGAAAAUUCGAAAUCAAACUUCCUAGAAUUUUCCGACGAGGUAAAUUUUAUUGGAUGCCCGUACAAGGUGGAAGAUGCAAUCGUUGAUUCUACAAUGUCUCGUUUUCAGGAAAAGGAAAACGCGAUACCAUCCAAACGAACCUUCAGUGAAUUUGAUGAUGUAGGUCUUGAUGAUCAAGGAAAUGAAUUUAAACGCCUUAAAACAAUGCAGAAUGAUGAUGAUGGUGAUGAUGAUGAUCAGUUAAUUGGUGUGUUUGGGUACCACAAUCUUGGAAAAAAUAUCCGUAGACUUUUUGAAAAGUGUAUCCAAAUUUGAAGACGUGUAAUGAAAACAUGAGUAUUUUUUCAAUCGAGCCAACUAUUUGCCCUGAACUUCUCCACUCUUCACCCCCCAGAACAAUGUUGGUUCAGAUAACGUGGAUUUGCAACACAUAUUUAAUUAUCAACAUUGUAGGACGGGGGGGGGGGCAAAGUUUGGAAAUUCAAAAAGUCUACGAAGUUUUUUCCAGGAUUGCAGAUUUACACGUUUUCUGUCUUCGUAAAGUUAGGCCUUGGUCAAGUAUUGGUCGAAUGAGAGUUGAGAUGCGAGAGUUUGCAUGAGAGUUUUCUCAACUCUCGUGUCCCGUUCAGAAGAGUUGCACGAGAGUUGAUGAGAGUUUGCAUGAUAGUUUUCUCAACUCUUAUAUUGACCCGGUUUGCAUGAGAGUUGAGAAGGGAGAAUUUGCUUGAGAGUUUUCUCAACUCUUAUAUUGCUGCAGUCAAUCGACAACAAGCGUUGCAUGAGAGUUGAGAAGGGAAAAUCUGCAUGAGAGUUGACGAGCGAGAGUUUGCAUGAGAGUUGACUGGAUGUUACCACACGUACUGUACUAAAAACUCGUACACAUGAACAUUCGUCAAAAUUUGAACCAGUUUAAAGUUCAUGAGAGAUGAGCUCUACUUGGCGGUCAAACGCGACCGAGAGCGGCAACUCUCAUUAACUCUCAUCCAUUUCAACGGAGUUUUAAAAUUGAACCGCGUGUAAAUGAUAGUACUUGAUAUUGAUUGCUGAUUCAACAGCAUAUUCUUUACAUGUUUUCACGUGUAGGAAACCUUUUUAAUUGUGAUGAAGAUGACUUUAAUUACCAAGAUGAAGACGAUAAUGAAUUUGAAGAUAACAAUGAAUAUGCACAAGAUCCAGAGGUGCCACACCUAUAAAUUACAUCUAAACACAAUGUUUAUUUAUUUUUUCACUAAUACAUGUGAUACCCCAUGUUUUUUUUCCUAAUAUGUGUUUUAGUUUGAUUUUGAUUUCAACAUACCAAGUCCACGUUCUCCUGAGUAUUUGUCACCGAACAACUCUCCAGCCCAUUUCACUGAUGACAUAGACAUUGACAAGUAAGUCAGGCCAGCACAUCAUGUAUAGUGUCGUGUUCACCACGCUUGUCUUUCAAGCUGGGAGAGCCGGGUUCAGUCCUUGGUCGGACCUCUACUCAAGGUCUUAAAAUAACUAAGGAGAAAGGUACCUUUACACUGAUAUCAGUAAAUGGUUAGACUUUCGCGUCUUCUCGGAUAAGGACGUUAAAUCGUAGGUACCUUGGAUCCCCUAUCAAUUGCACAAUAUAGCCUGUUGGGACAUCCACUCACCAUAGAGUGAGAAACUCAAUAAAGAAAUAUUAAAAAUUUCGAAGAAACCAAUUUAUUUUCUUAUGCUCAUGAAACCUUUGCUUUAUUUCAUUGCGAAGUUUAAAUGUAUACUAUCUGAUAGAAGUAUUUUUUCCCAUUUUUUAUUUAGUAAUAUUCCUGUGUCUGAAGCAUUUCCAGAAGCCAAAGUAAGCCAGAAUGAGUGUCCGUUGUCCACCGAAGUAAGUAGAUUUAUGUCUUCGGUUUCGAGUCGGAUAAAGAAGAAAUACCCAAGGCUCGAAGUAGAGAAAAAAUAUGGUCAGCCAGUCUAAAUUUUUUUUCCAGGUGAAAUAAAUUUUAGUCUGCCAUUUUUAUUCAUUGAACUGGCAAAAUGGCGAUGUCUCAUAUGAAUCAUAUUGUAAAAAUCAAUGUUUUCAUGACAUGCAUUUUUUUACUUGGCAGUUGAAGUUUGUUUUUGUCUGCAUUUCUAAAAUAUGGCCUGCUUUUGGCCAUUGGCAGCCCGCUAUUUCGAGCCCUGAAUACCACAAUUCUAUAGAAUUUGAGAUAAUAAUAAACUUCUUUAAAAUUUGACUAUUUUUACAGACUAAUCUUCAACAGUCCCAAAUACAAGGCGAGGAACUUCAGAGAUUACCAGCCGAUGAUCUGCAGGCAAACUGUGAACAGUCGCAAGUGCCGGCAGAUGACCUUCGGACAAAGUUUGAGAAAUCUUCUGCCGACUAUGUCUUAGUGUUGGAAGAAAUUGCAGACACAUUAAAGACUCUGGACGAUGAUUUUCUACAGAACGUUCUGGGCAAAGAGAAAUACGACUCGUAUAAGAAAAGUCAAAUUGCGAGGCAAGUUGUGAUGAUAUGAUUGUGAUUACAGUGUUUGUGGGUUUGAGACAGUAUAUACAGGGUGUAGAAAAAAAAGAUAAUCCAAAUUUGGCAUGUUAUCUUGAAUUAAAUAUUCACAGGGUUCGAAUUAAAGCCUCACUAAUCGCAAUUUGCGAAUGUAAAAUUGCCUUUUGCGAACGCAAAAUCAUCCAUUUUGCGAAUAACGUUUUGCAAAAACAAUGUAUUAAGGUUGACAUAAAAGGUUGGUUUUCACACCGAAGGUUGUAUAGUUUGUUUUCUCCCUUUUUAUGAAAAAAUAUAGUAAGUGACUCGGGACCCAUUUUAUUUAACACUUUAUACAGGGCAGGGAAAAAGAAUUUUCUUCCUGGGAGCAUAACCUGGAGACAAAGAUUUCCUGCAGACCAACGGAGUAUUUUUGUGCUAAAUCUGCAUGUGCAUAAACAUAUAGUAUUCUAGCUGACCAUGGUUUUAAAUUCAAGAAAUAAUGUCUGUCCGAACCAUAUGUUGUUGCGCCCAUAGUGGGACAUGGGUGUUAAGGUUUCCUUCAAAUUUUUAAAAGCAAAUCUUCAUUCCAAAUAAUUGCCUGCAGCUGUUUAACAUUUCCUGCCAGCAGUGCUCGCAUGCUCGCCUAUUUUUUGCACCCCUGACUUUAUACAUCAUUUUUGCCUUAGCUUUCUUCCUUUCUGUUUUGAGUGGUUCCCAGCCUAGUGCACGUAAAGCAAUAGAAUGAUUGUAGGUUGACCACCACCUACUGCCCGAUAGUGAAACCUACCUAUUUCUUGGUAAUUUCCAACAUUAAUUUUCUUCAUCAUAUUUAGGAAUAGGUUGCGAGCAGAGAAUAGGCGACUGAGCGCAAGAAUGAAACAAAGGAGUCUCUCCAUCUCACAAAAUCAAAAUUCUACCUUGAAUAGAAACGGUAAGAGCUAAGAAUUGAGCUCUCAGCUGAGUCAUUUGUGGCAGAAAUCAUCAACAAGUCGAGUCCGAGGCAUUUGGGGCUGUUGACUCAAGUUGAGUCAUUUGGGGCUGUUGACUCAAGUUGAGUCAUUUGGGACUGUUGACUCAAGUUGAGUCAUUUGGGGCUGUUGACUCAAGUUGAGUCAUUUGGAGCUGUUGACUCAAGUUGAGGCAUUUUCCGUAUUCGAGUCGAGUCGCAGAAAAUUGCGACUUGAGUCGACUCGAGUCCGAAUCAAUGACUCUACUCGUUACCACACUGGAGAAAACCCACAAAUUUUGGUAUUGCGUUGGCCGACUCCUUUCACAUAAGUGUCACGAGACCCACGAACUCAGAGGUAAAAGGUGCUUCCUCUGACGAUUGCGACAGCGAAGUUCCAAAUAGCCAAUAUUUGGAUGGUCAAAAUCCGUGAUUUGUGUCUGAACUGCCAGAAAUUGAUUAAAAACUCCUUUGAUAAAGGCCCUUAGCCAAGUGAUUCGUAGACAACAUGUUUAUCCCAAUUUCAUGUUAUACUUUUAUGUACUUAUCUAGCUUCAUUAUCACAGAAUAUCACUGUUAAUGGCGGGCAAUCUACGCCGUAUAAUACCUCAACCAGGCGUGUUUCUGAUGAUAGCGAUUUCCCAGUUUGUGGGGAAAGUUUCUUUGAUGAAUCUCCUCCCGUUUCACGAAAGAGCUCUUCCAUGUUACAACAAUUUAGAGACAGCGAUGACUCACAGAGGAACUAUACUCUACCACAAGACACUGCUAACCUACAGAGGAAUUCUAUGCUACAACCUGCUAAAGAAAGUUCUAACUUUGCAACCCCCGUAUCGUCAAAAUGGCAGACGAGUAGUCCUGCGUUUCAAAAUCAAGAUCUACCAGAUAUUAUUGAUGUUGAAGAUGAUGAAAUUCCACCCCGUUGUCCUGGCCCUAAUCUAAGUAAAUCUUCUACUCCACUGGCAUUCAAUUCACGGGGUUGUGAGCAGGUAACUCCUAGGACUGGCAGCAGUAGUACCUCCACAAUAAGGAAUAUGGGCACCAAUGAAAGAUCGUCCAAUGCUGGACCGCGUAAAACUCCACCAAAGAAGACUGGUAAUUCGUUACCUGACGAUGGAUACAGAAGUAAGUACACAAGUAAAAAACGCACAAGUUGUUACAGGUCUAUAUAGUAUAUCUCACAUAUUUUGAAUCCUCUUUGUGCGACUGAAACUUCUUGGCAAAAUCUGCAGCAACUGGUUUUCUGACAUCACUUUAAAUAGAAUUAGAGUUUGUUGAUCGCAGACUGUUGAUCGCAGGGUAUCUGAACAGGAUAUCUGAAAUGUGGAUGUCCAGUUUAGGUAGUAUUCUAUACACACGUAAAAACGCACAAGUUGUUACAGGUCUGCAAACAAGUUGUUACAAAUCUGUUCACAAGCUGUCGACAAGUUGUGUUCGCACUGCUUGUUCCCAGUUGUUGGAACAAGUUUGGAACAAACUGUUUACAACUAACUUGUAACAAGCUUGAUGGCAUUAUCAGACUUGUUACAAGGUUGUUCUAACAAGUCUGAUACAGUCACGAUAUAACAAGAAUGUCACAACGUUGACGACGCGGUUACUCCAAAUUCCUCAAAAUUGGGGAUGGGAAGUAAAUUUGGGCAACUUUUAUACUGUAGCGCAUAGCUUUUUGUAGCGACGUAAAAAUACAUCUUUCCGACCUUUAUGAACGCUAUUUUCAGAUGAAUUAUUGCAACGGAGAGAUGUUGUUUCGCUCAGCUUCUCAAAGUUGUACAUUCCGUAUCGGAGAGGUGCGUUUUCGCGCCGCUACGAAAGCUAUCCGAUAUAACGUUUAAUCUGCGUGCUCUUGUAAGUUGACCCCCAUCUGCUGCCCUGAAACGCUCACUGUAACUCACGAAUCAACUUAUGGCUAAUGUUUUCAGGUGAAUUCAAAAGAACGGACUAUGCAUUCACUGCUGAGAUGAAUCGGGCUCUACGGCGAUCAUUCGGUUUGAAAUGUUUCCGUUCCAAUCAACACGAGGCUAUCACGGCUGCAAUGCUCGAUAAAGAUUGUUUCAUACUCAUGCCAACCGGGGGAGGCAAGAGUCUUUGUUAUCAGCUACCUGCUAUUAUUUCUAAUGGAGUUACCAUCGUUGUCUCCCCCCUGAAAUCUCUGAUUCAAGAUCAAGUGAUGAAGUUGGUCUCAAACCAU